Molecule: messenger RNA, 597 nt
Organism: Saccostrea cuccullata (small rock oyster)
Lineage: Eukaryota; Metazoa; Mollusca; Bivalvia; Ostreida; Ostreidae
Product: octapeptide-repeat protein T2-like
Exons: 3
Coding region: 1-597 (198 amino acids)
Source: RefSeq, a predicted model, not a curated record
AUGGGAGUGGAGAGAGGAGUGGGUUUUGGAGAGAGGAGUGGUUUUUGGAGAGAGUGGAGAGAGAAAGGAGUGAAAGAGAGAGAGAGGAGUGGGAGUCGAGAGAAAGAGGAGUGGGGAGAGAGGGGUGUGGAGAGAGGAGUGGGAGUGGAGAGAGAGAGAGAAGUGGGGAGAGAGAGGAGUGGGAGUAGGAGGAGAGAGAGGGAGGGAGGGAGCGAGUGGGGAGAGGAUGAGAGUGAAGAGAGAGAGAGCAUGUGUGAGGCUAAAAAGAGAGGGGGAAGGGAGAGAGUAAGGGUGGGAGCAAGUGUUGGAGAGAAGAGACAAAGGGAUGGAGUUGGGAGACAAAGUGAGAGUCAGAGAGAUUGUAGUUUAAUUAGAGAGAGUAAUAGUGGGGAUAAAGGAAGGGAGAGAAUGGAGAAUGAGGAGUGGGAGUUGGGACAGAGAGUGGGAGUGGAGAAAGUGGGAUUUAGUGGAGAGGGAGUGGGAUUGAGGGGGAGAUGGAGGGAGGAUGAGAGUAGGAGUGGCGAGAGAGGGAGUUGGGAGAGAGUUUGGAGAGAUUUAGAGAGGGAGUGGAGAGAGAAGGUAUUGGAGAGAAAAUAG